AUGCGUUUGACUACAACGCACAAGUGCACAGGAUUCGGAAUCCAGGAGAUUCUGGGCUUGAAUAAGGAGCCGCCCGCGGUUACGCGGCGUCCAUUGGAAUCUUUGCCGCACAGGGCGCACCUUCUGGCGGCUAGAUCGGUUUUGGACUCGGCGGGAGUCGGGAUUGGGAUGGGAAUUAUUGGUCCAGGAGGAGGAAUUCAUUCGUUUUACAGCCAGCCUGCCUUUCUGGAGGUGUUACAGGAGGCGCAGAGUGUUCACCUUCAGCCGCUCAACGGGGCCAGGGCAAUGGGACAGCUUGAUGCGCACUACUCCGCAAGCUGCUCUGAUUCAGAUGACAUAUCCUCCAGUGAAAAGACAUUUUCCAAAUCAUCGAUGAACCAAAACAAGAACAGAAAGAAGAGACGACACAGGACUAUAUUCACAUCAGAUCAGCUGGAUGAGUUGGAGAAGGCUUUCAAUGAGGCCCACUACCCCGAUGUUUACGCCAGAGAGAUGCUCUCCAUGAAGACUGAACUUCCAGAGGACAGGAUACAGGUUUGGUUUCAGAACCGCCGUGCCAAGUGGAGGAAGAGGGAGAAGUGUUGGGGUCACAGCAGUGUGAUGGCGGAGUACGGCCUGUACGGUGCCAUGGUCCGCCACUCCAUCCCUCUGCCUGAGUCCAUCCUCAAGUCAGCCAAGGACGGUAUCAUGGACUCCUGUGCCCCAUGGCUACUUGGUAUGCACAAGAAGUUCAUAGAUACCCCUGUUCCAACCUCUCCUGUGAAACUGGAAGCUCCCCUCUCCAAACUUCCUUCCAGGGAACGAGAGAGGGAGAGAGAGGUGGAGCGAAAGGUGGAGGAAGAGGAGGAGGAGGAGAGGAGAGAGAAUACCAGAUCGCCCAUAUCCAAAGAGGAACUGAGAGAGAAUAGCAUCGCAGCACUCAGGGCUAAAGCUCUGGAACACAGCGCUAAGAUGCUGGGGACACAUCCUGAUGGAGGACCACUGGGGACAGUUUCAGGGGCCGUACCAGUGGGGCAGAGACAGCUGACGGAGACAGAGGACAAACAGACAGAAGGACAGUUGAAUCCUGCAGAGAAGAUAGAGUCCAGUCACUGAUAUGAACGCAUUCUUCUAAAGACUAUGCUAGGGCCUGUUGAUGCCCUCUCUGUAAAGAACACUGUUUACAUACUCCUCACAUCCAUACUAUUAUAAAAAAGAUAGUAUUAGUUACAAUACACAUUAUUCUUUCUAGCAAAAAAUAGUCAUAAUGUUCCUAUGACACCAAUACCAGAUAUCGUCAACCUCCACAAUCUUCCUGUCAUGGGGAUUAAUUUUCUCCAGAUCAAAUGUUCCAUCAGGGAAACUCAGUAAACAACUACAACUAUACCCUGGUCAAUACCUGUCUACUAUGUUGUAAUCUGGCAGCUAUUUGGCAGCUUGCUAUUGUACAACUUUAAGAAGACUUAACUAUUUGGUUACAUCAAAUCAAAUCAA
Molecule: messenger RNA, 1473 nt
Organism: Oncorhynchus kisutch (coho salmon)
Lineage: Eukaryota; Metazoa; Chordata; Actinopteri; Salmoniformes; Salmonidae
Product: visual system homeobox 2-like
Exons: 5
Coding region: 1-1095 (364 amino acids)
Biological process (GO): regulation of transcription by RNA polymerase II
Cellular component (GO): nucleus
Molecular function (GO): sequence-specific double-stranded DNA binding; DNA-binding transcription factor activity, RNA polymerase II-specific
Source: RefSeq, a predicted model, not a curated record